Durusdinium trenchii is the source of this 375-nucleotide messenger RNA. The record is from the annotation of a GenBank genome assembly. Lineage: Eukaryota; Dinophyceae; Suessiales; Symbiodiniaceae.
AUGACUUCUCAUGAGCUGGAGGCAUGGCUCCGUGAGUCGCACACGCUGUCUGAAUGGUACACGAGCCAAUGGGACAACUUUGUGAAAGAUCCUCAACGGCCUCGUGGUCCCUGGCCGGCUCUAGCAGAUCUGGCGCACCAAUGGAUGUGGAAUGGCCCCGUCUUUCUGCUUUGGCAUUCUACAAGGUUCUCAAAUCCAGGGCUUGGCAUCGCAGAAUCCAUGAAUAUCUCAUGGACAGAUCAAUAUGAAUUGACUGAGGUCUUGCGAUCUCGUUUCCGCCUGGGUAGUAUCUCCCAGAUGGGUGGCCAGUCCACAAACGCUGUGCACUAUUUCCACUCGGUGGAGAUGGCGGAUGAAAGACCCUGCGCAAUGUGA